AUGUUCUAUAGCCACGAGAUCCUCACCAGCCACCAGUUCGGCGUUGCGACAAUCUGGGUCAUUGCCACCGUUGGUCCUCGUGGCGCCGGUACUCACAAAAAGGUGUCGCGUCGGGCCAUCGAAGAUGUAGAUAUUCGGAAGGCCUGCGAGAAGAUCAUUCAACCGGGAGCGCCCAUCUCUCUGCGCUUGCAGAGCAAUCUGCUCUAUGGCGUCUCUCGCGUCUACUCGUCGCAGUGUAAAUACAUGCUCACCGAUACAGAGAAGGUUCAGACGACGAUGAGAACCUUCCUCAGACUCAUUGCCAACAACGAGACUGACCCCAAAGCCGGAAGAGCGAGGCGCGAGCAAAUUACCUUGAGCGACGACCCGGGCUUCGUUCCUACGAGUGUCAUGCCCUACUUCACCAUCGACGAGGACGGUAAUCCCUGCUUCGUUGCUGGAAGUCAGCCUUCUUCGGGGUCUAAAAACAAGUCGCAGUCGCAACUCAGUCCGUUUCCCGAUCCCAUUGACUUCCUUGACGACAGCGGCCACGGAAAUUCGCUUUUCCAUCUCGACUUCUCCCAGUCGCCAGAUAUCCCGGAUUUCCGCUUGCCUUCCCCCUUCGCUCAAGGAUCUGCACAGAAGACGCUCCUUCCUCGAUCUCGGGACGAUAUGGAACUCGACAUGAAUGCAAACCCGUUUGGAGCUCUGGACGACUUCGAUAACUUUGGUGGCGUGGAGCUAGCCAUUGACGAAAAUGGAGCAGUGAUCCUGGACGAACAUGAGCUCGAGUUACCCGAGCUUGCAGGAAUCGACAUGGGUGAGGUCGACUUUCCAAUUCAGCAUGAUCAGGGUGCGGACGCGCAUCAGGUUGCUGGCGAUGUCUUCGCUGUCGACGCUCAAGAUGCUGUUCCCUUGCUCGGAAGCGAUCCUCUUCCAGUCUCGGGUGAUGCGCCAUUGGUCCCUGGAACUCCGCGGGGAGCUCAGAGUGAUCAAGCUGUUGCUCCUUCCAAGAAGCGUCGCCGCAUUAUAAAGCUGGAUAACGGCACGCAACUCUCCCGUUCAACCCUCAAAUCCUGGCAGGAAGACUAUCUCGACAACGCGAAAAGAGCAAACAAAAGGCGCAAGGGCAAUUCCAACCAAGCCAAAGAGAACGCCUACUUCUUUGUUUUUGGAAAGGGCAUUGGAGGCGUGGGUACCUAUGGGGCUGACUUUCCCUUGGCUGAAAUGUUCGCGGGCAAAGGCCUUCGGGAUAUCAUUUACGGCCCACCCACCGAAGAAGAGCGCGAGGCUCAGACACCUUCCCCCAAGAGCCGUCGGAGACGAGCAGGCGAUGCAUUUGGAGAGGAUGGCGAUGGAAAUAUGGACCGAAACGUUCGGCCCAGGGUCGACGAGACUCCACAGCAGGGCCGCUCUAUGGACGACGACAUUGGCUUCGAGAUGGAAUUCGGCGAUGAUUCAAUGCCCGAGAUGGGCAUGGAAGCUGGCCAGCCAAUGCGCGACAACCAUUCAUCCUCCAUGAUGCCUUGGGCCCAAACCCCCUCGGUGGGCAGAGGCUCUUCCGUUGCCAGCCACAGCGCUCAGCGGCAUAGUCGUCAGAAGUCUGCCAGCAUCCGCGGAAGCAGCAUGCCACCGUUCGAGCCGCUUCAUGAUGCGCAGCACACGGAUGAUUUCGACGCCCUUCCCUUCGACAUGCCCGCAUCACAGGAUUUGGCAUCCGAUGGACCGGCCGGGAUUCUGGUCGAUGCCCAGCAGGAAGGCGAGAACGAUUCUCAAUGGAUGCGAUCGAUGCUCGACACCGCAAGUGGGGAGUUCCUGCAAUGGACCGAGGAAGAGGCCAAGAAGACGGGCCAGAUUAAGGAGAGUGAUGUGAAGAAGAACCGCCGAUGGGUCGAGUUCGAUGAUCUCAUUGAGCCCACGAAGCAGAACCACGUCGUCGCGGCCCAGGCGUUCUACCACGUGCUGUCUCUAGCGACCAAGGACGCCAUUACGGUCGAGCAGCAUGUCGCGGACCUUCAGCCCUUCGGACCCAUUCGAAUUGGAGUUGACAUGACGGCGCACAUCAACAGCGAGGAGUGA
Molecule: messenger RNA, 2058 nt
Organism: Colletotrichum phormii
Lineage: Eukaryota; Fungi; Ascomycota; Sordariomycetes; Glomerellales; Glomerellaceae
Product: Rec8 like protein-domain-containing protein
Exons: 4
Coding region: 1-2058 (685 amino acids)
Biological process (GO): mitotic sister chromatid cohesion
Cellular component (GO): mitotic cohesin complex
Molecular function (GO): protein binding; chromatin binding
Source: RefSeq, a predicted model, not a curated record